AUGACGGUCGCUACUAUCAAAUGUGUGGUAGUCGGUGAUGGUGCCGUGGGCAAGACUUGCCUCCUGAUCAGCUAUACGACGAACAAAUUCCCGUCAGAAUACGUGCCAACUGUUUUCGACAACUACGCCGUCACCGUCAUGAUUGGCGACGAGCCAUACACUCUCGGUCUCUUCGAUACUGCAGGACAGGAAGAUUACGAUCGUCUGCGCCCUCUGUCGUAUCCUCAGACCGACGUCUUCCUAGUCUGCUUCUCCGUCACAGCACCCGCCUCUUUCGAAAACGUGCGCGAAAAGUGGUUUCCCGAAGUGCACCACCACUGCCCCGGCGUGCCUUGUCUGAUUGUCGGCACGCAAACCGAUUUACGAGAGGACAACUCGGUCCGCGACAAACUCACAAAGCAAAAGAUGCAGCCUGUGAGAAAAGAGGAUGGUGAACGGAUGGCGAAAGAGCUGGGUGCUGUCAAAUACGUGGAGUGUUCCGCAUUGACUCAGUUCAAGCUGAAGGACGUCUUUGAUGAGGCCAUCGUGGCUGCGCUGGAACCUCCGGCUGUGAAGAAGACGAAACGCAAGGGCAAGGGUUGUGUUCUGCUGUAG
Molecule: messenger RNA, 594 nt
Organism: Dissoconium aciculare CBS 342.82
Lineage: Eukaryota; Fungi; Ascomycota; Dothideomycetes; Mycosphaerellales; Dissoconiaceae
Exons: 4
Coding region: 1-594 (197 amino acids)
Biological process (GO): small GTPase-mediated signal transduction
Molecular function (GO): GTP binding; GTPase activity
Source: RefSeq, a predicted model, not a curated record